Molecule: messenger RNA, 1321 nt
Organism: Cornus florida
Lineage: Eukaryota; Viridiplantae; Streptophyta; Magnoliopsida; Cornales; Cornaceae
Product: probable caffeoyl-CoA O-methyltransferase At4g26220
Exons: 5
Coding region: 272-991 (239 amino acids)
Molecular function (GO): O-methyltransferase activity; S-adenosylmethionine-dependent methyltransferase activity
Source: RefSeq, a predicted model, not a curated record
UUUGAAUAAUUGGUUGAAACCUUCAAAAAUGCUACUUACACAGAGCCGGCCUGUCGACCAAUCCAACUAUUGUCCCAUCAGUCAACUUCAUAAGCUUUAGGUUCACAAUAUUAUUAUACUAUAAUAAGCUUUAGAUUCAUAGUAUUAUUAUAUACUAUUAUAAGCAUUAGAUUCAUGGAAUUGGCAGGCAAUAUCUGCAGUCCUCUCUGUUUCUUCUUGAAUGAACUGAACUAAAUCAAGCGGUUGCUUAAAGUGGUUGCUCUCUAAAGCAAUGGAACACAUUGGGCAGACAGAUAAAAGAGCUAAAAUGGGGCUGUUACAGUCUGAUGAGUUAUACAAGUAUAUACUGGAGAGCAGUGUGUUCCCAAGGGAAGCAGAGCCUCUCAAGGAGCUACGGGAAGUUACGGCACGACAGCCGCUGAACUUCUUGAUGACUGCACCCGACGCAGGUCAGUUUAUGGCCUUGAUCUUGAAGACACUGAAUGCGAAAAAGACUAUUGAAAUUGGAGUUUACACUGGAUACUCCCUUCUCCUGACUGCUCUUUCAAUUCCUGAAGAUGGAAAGGUUUUAGCCUUGGAUAUAAAUAGGAAAACAUAUGAGAUUGGUUUGCCAUAUAUUCAAAAAGCUGGUGUUGAACACAAAAUUGACUUCAUUCAGUCUCAAGCUCUUCCGGUUCUUGAUAAACUCUUAGAAGAUAAAGAGAAUGAAGGGGGUUUCGACUUUGCUUUUGUGGAUGCAGACAGGGAAAAUAUCCUGAAUUACCAUGAGAGGCUAAUGAAAUUGUUGAAGAUAGGGGGGAUAGUGAUCUAUGACAACACUCUCUGGGGAGGUACAGUGGCUCUGCCUGACCCGUCGUCGGCUCCAGAGGCCAGGAAACCGGACUGGCACCUCGCGGUUGAGUUCAACAAAGCAUUGGCAGCUGAUCUUCGCGUUCAAAUAGCGCAGGCUCCAUUGGGCGAUGGGAUCACCAUCUGCAGGCGUCUCUACUAAACUCAUUUCCACUUAUUCCUGAGUGUGUGUGAAGAAUAAAACCUCAGGAGUUUUUUAGAUAAUUUUAUGUUAUGUCAAUGUCAAAAACUUAAAAUGCUGCUUGGAAAAGGGAUUGCAGGGAUGGUUUAUUCCUUGGGCAGGGGUACGAUAGGGACAAAAUAUAGUGGCCUUGUGUGCAUUUGCUUAAUCUUUCAAAAAACAUUAUGUGCUCGCAGGCUCGGCUAGACUUGGGCCUGCUAGUGUGUGUAAUCAUCUGAAUUUGUGUUUAACUGUGUGUUUAUUAAGCGAUCAGAGAAUGUGUUAUGGCAUCCAUGUAAUGCUUUACAGUUU